Acanthosepion pharaonis is the source of this 1833-nucleotide messenger RNA. Lineage: Eukaryota; Metazoa; Mollusca; Cephalopoda; Sepiida; Sepiidae. The record is from the annotation of a GenBank genome assembly.
AUGCGCAUGUGUUUGGCUAUCCCUGUGCUGGCAACUUUCAGCGUCUUAUCUCCACCUUCUGCAUUCAAUUCUGUCAGUGGCAUAAGAUUCGUCCCCUCUUUCCUAGCGGAAAGAAAAAUGCGCCCACCCUUUCUUAUUUCUCCUCUUCCACCUUCCUUUGCUCCUCGUUCUCCUCCUCUUUUUUCUUUUUGCUUUUCAUUUCAGUACUAUCGUCAGCAGCUCACGACCUCUUCCCUUUCAGACGGUCUACGUUACCGAAAGCCGGACAGAUUCAAAAUGGACCGGCUAGCUUGGACCGCCUGCCUGUUGAUACUUUUGUCUUGCAUUAGUACAACAAACACUGUUUAUGGUCAUGAACUAAGUGAAGGACUCGAGUUAAUGAAUGAUGAAGCAGUUAAAAUACAAGGUGAUGCUGCAUUUCCGGCUAUUGGAGACCCAGCAAAUAUCAAAGCAGACAUCACUUAUCUGGUACAUGUUACCAAGGGUGUAAAGAAAAGCGAAAUGGAAGAUCUAGUAAAUUUUUUAAAGUCUUUGCUUUCAAAUGCAAAUAUAGCUUCUGGGGAUAUCCCUGAAUUAAGAACUAUUGCAAGUGAGCCAUCAGGUCUCCAUUCCUUUUUUGUUGAUGACUAUGCCUCACUCAGCAGUGUCACCCCAAACAUACUCAGUAUGAUCCCUCCUAUUGAUGUCAGUGCUUCCAUCCCAACAGUUCCUGUUCCAUCAAAACCAGCAAAUCCUAGGGUUUACACAACUUCUGAUGAACUGGAUCUUGUGUUUGCCAUUCACCUAUCAGAGAAAGUUAAUGAUGUAGAAAUACGAGAACUUACGGUCUACAUCAAAGACCUCCUUGAGAGGGCAAAUAUUGCCUCUGAACUGACCCGCAAUGCAGGAAACCGAAUCUUCACAGUUGGAAUCCAGCUUGAUGACAAGGCAGAAUUGGAAACAAUUUCAAGCAAACCAACGGACCAAAAUGUAUUUGCAGUGAUCUCCUUUAAUGAGCUCCCAUUGACUAAAAGAGAAAUAAUCAGCCAGCUAUAUGCUCUUCGUGCUGAUGCACCUGUCACAACUACAGUUGCACCAAAAGUAGGCAUUGGUUUCCCUGGUGUACAAGAACUCGACAAAAUUUCAAGUGAUGGAUUCAGCUUUCCUACUCAAGAUUUCAGAACUCUGGAAACUCAACUUACAUCUGUAGCCCAGGCCAUUUGUUUUGAAAUUGACCUGGACUAUUUCAUCCCAGAAAGAGGACAGAAAAAUCCCUUUGGUUCUGCAUCUGAAGCUCCAAGCCCAACACAACCUGAUCGUGUCGAAGUGCCCACAAAUAGUAAGUUAUAUAAUAAAUAUGGUUUUGGUGCUGUACCAACAGUCCCUGAAGCUGAAAAUGCUAGAGCUGACAACAUUCACAUCUAUGCAGUUGGUAUUGGUUUGGCGGACACCACGGAAUUGAGCCAGAUUGCGUCUCCACCAAUCUCUGACAAUAUGUUUGUGGUUGAUGACUUUCAAGCUCUCAGUGCUUUGGAGAAGAAAAUACUCGAUCAGUUUUGUCCAGCUCCCAGAACUACACCAGUUCCUUUACCACCAAAGGGUAAGACAUCUGUUCAAUCAAUGUAUCUGUCAACAGUCCGUGUCUUAUCUCAUCUUCAAAAUUUUUUCUCAUUUUCUCUUGCACUCCCUGCCUCUCCCCCUCUCUCUUUCUCUCUCUCUCUCUCUCUCUCUCUCUGUAAACUCUUUUUCCUGUUUAUAUUUAAAAUUCCUACAGUCAUCUUUUCUUUGACACUUGACCCUUUUGACUUGCUCAAGCAGAACAGUUACUACUAUCCUCCAUUCUCUAUCUCAUGA